UUACAGGGGAAAUCCAAAACUUUGCCUAGAAUGGAAACCAGCAAGGUCAUCUCGACGGACAAAGCAACGGUCGUCAUCCAAGUAAAUCCACAGGUGUGUGAUGAUGGACAGGAGAACAGAGGAGCGUAUCACACAUUUCUCAAAGCACAACUAAAGGCACUGGGGACUGUCCAGAUAAUGACUGGAGUGAUGGUUUUCUUAUUUGGUAUUGUGCGCACCACCGAUGUCUACAAUUUCCCUGCUGUUUCUUUGUUUAGUGGCAUAACCUACUGGGGAUCCCUUGUUAACAUCAGUGCUGGAGCUCUAUCUGUUGCUGCGCAGAAUAAACCUAAUCCGUGUGUGAUGAAUUCCUCUCUUGCCAUGAAUGUUCUCAGUGCCGUAACGGCAGGGCUCGCCAUUCUUCUCAUAUCCAUGGAGAUAGGACUCGGCUCAGGGACCAGCAAGUAUCAAAGCUGUCCCAAAACCUACGGUCGAACUGAAGACACUAUGUGUUUAAAGUUUGAGAGAUAUGAUCUGGGGAUCCUUGGGAUAUUGCUGGUGUUCUCCGUCCUCCAGUUCAUCAUCUCCAUCUGUAUCUCAGCGUUCGCCUGCAAAGCCUCCAGCAACUACGACUCUACAGUGGUUCAUGUGGCACUCACUGGGGAUACUGAGUCACAGUGAGGAGAUCCAACCGUCCAAAGGUUGCAAGGAAUGAAUCUCUCAUAUUAUUGCUUCCAAUGACUCAAGCUAGUUUUUUUCCCUCUAGUGUUACGGGAAUUGAACAGAA
Messenger RNA from Rhinichthys klamathensis goyatoka, 766 nucleotides. RefSeq names its product membrane-spanning 4-domains subfamily A member 4A-like. The transcript has 6 exons. Gene Ontology annotation, cellular component: membrane. NCBI's taxonomy places the organism in Eukaryota, Metazoa, Chordata, Actinopteri, Cypriniformes, Leuciscidae. The record is from RefSeq and is a predicted model, not a curated record. The coding region runs from base 31 to 660 and encodes 209 amino acids.